Messenger RNA from Penicillium oxalicum, 468 nucleotides. RefSeq lists its product as uncharacterized. NCBI's taxonomy places the organism in Eukaryota, Fungi, Ascomycota, Eurotiomycetes, Eurotiales, Aspergillaceae. The transcript has 3 exons. The record is from RefSeq and is a predicted model, not a curated record. The coding region runs from base 1 to 468 and encodes 155 amino acids.
AUGAUGUUCAAGAUUAGUGCAAUCCUCACUCUGCUGCCUCUUUUGGCCAUGGCGAUGCCUUCAGCGCCGGAGGCGCCCCACAGCAAGCGAUCAAUCACCUGUCUCAAGGUCGGACAAACAGCUACAGCCACCUGGACCAAUAGCGCUGGAAAGCGUUGCUCCUUUGUCGGUGUCGUCGGAAGCAACUAUGGUGCCAGCAGCUCUGGAUCAGGAGAUUACUCCUGCAAUGGCCGAUGUGGUGCUGGCUGCUCAGGCACCGCAGUUGGUAAUGCGUAUACUCAAGAUUGCUUCUCUCACGAUAUUUGCUCAUACUUCAACAACGCCAGCGGAGGUGCAAGUGACCCGAACUGCGGAGCCGCCUUUAACAGUGCGGUGGACGACACGGCCUUUGGUGCUCUGAAUGGAUGCUCGCAAAGUAACCCAUCAUUGGCCGUGUCGAAGCCAAAGUCCUCUCCUGUCUGCGUUUAA